AUGCAAGCAUGUCGGCAGUCGGUCAGAUGGCUGACCACGGCAUUGAGGAGACCUUCCUCUCGAUAUCCUCCCUUGCUUGUCGAAUACUGUCCCAAGCAUUUUCGCGUCUUUAGCAACUGUGUUAGUCGAGCCGCAGCCGCCGCGACCAAACCGCCCUCAGAUCUCGAACUGCGCAUAUCAGCUAUACCGAUUGACCGAUAUCGCAACUUCUGUAUAGUUGCUCACGUUGAUCAUGGCAAAAGCACACUUUCGGAUCGCCUCCUGGAAUUAACAGGAACCAUUGAGCCAGGCGCAAACAAACAGGUGCUCGACAAGUUAGACGUGGAGCGGGAACGUGGUAUUACUGUAAAGGCGCAGACCUGCACUAUGCUCUAUAACCACCAGGGUCGUGACUAUUUGCUCCACCUAGUCGAUACGCCAGGCCAUGUCGAUUUUCGUGCUGAAGUGUCUCGAAGCUAUGCGAGUUGCGGAGGGGCUUUGUUGCUUGUAGACGCCAGUCAAGGUGUCCAAGCCCAAACCGUGGCGAAUUUUUAUCUUGCAUUCGCGCAGGGACUGGAGCUGGUGCCGGUCAUCAAUAAGGUAGACCUUCCGUCCGCCGACCCGGAGCGCGCGUUGGACCAAAUGAAAACAACCUUUGAAUUGGACACGGACAAAGCUGUUCUUGUUUCAGCAAAGACGGGCUUGAAUGUGCACAAACUCUUACCUACAAUAGUUGAGCAAAUUCCAGCCCCUACCGGCGAUUUAUCAAAGCCUUUGCGAGUUCUUCUUGUUGAUUCAUGGUAUGAUACGUACAAAGGAGUCAUUCUUCUUGUUCGUGUCUUCGAUGGUGAAAUACGACCAGGUGAUCAACUGGUGUCUUUCGCUACAGGAAAGAAAUAUAUCGUAGGCGAUGUUGGCAUCAUGUACCCCAAUCAAACUUCCCAAACAGUGAUACGAGCUGGCCAGGUUGGCUACGUAUAUUUUAACCCUGGCAUGAAGCAAAGCAAGGAGGCUAAAAUUGGCGAUACAUUCACAAAGGCGGGCUGUGAGAAACUUGUCGAAGCUCUUCCCGGCUUUGAAGAACCGAAGGCGAUGGUUUUUGUUGCCGCAUACCCAGUGAAUGCUGAUGACUUUUCUCAUUUAGAAGAAAGCAUUAAUCAGCUGUUGUUGAAUGACCGCAGCAUUACAGUAAAAAAGGAGUCAUCCGAAGCCUUGGGUGCGGGCUUUCGGCUCGGUUUUUUGGGAACCUUGCAUUGCUCGGUUUUCCAGGAUCGCCUCCAGCAGGAGCAUGGGGCUAACAUCAUCAUCACGCCUCCUAAUGUUCCUUGUAAGAUACUAUGGAAGAGCGGAGAAGAAGCCACCAUCACUAAUCCGGCAGAAUUUCCUGAUGAUGACUCCGCACGAAUGAAAGUAGAAGAAUUUCAAGAACCCUACGUCCUUACGACGUUGACCUUCCCACACGAGUAUCUCGGCAAAGUUAUUGAGCUUUGCGAAGGCAACCGCGGAGAGCAAAUUAGCCUUGAAUUCUUUACAGCGACACAAGUCAUCCUCAAAUAUGAGCUACCGCUCGCACAGCUUGUGGACGACUUCUUCGGUAAACUCAAAGGGCUGACAAAGGGCUAUGCAAGUUUGGACUAUGAGGAAUCUGGCUGGCGAAAGAGCAACAUCGUCAAGCUGAAGCUAAUGGUCAACAAAGUUCCGGUAGAUGCAGUAUCGCGUGUUGUUCAUACCAGCCAAGUUUCCAGGCUAGGCCGGCAAUGGGUUGGCAAGUUCAAAGAGCAUGUCGACCGGCAAAUGUUCGAAGUUGUCAUCCAGGCAGCGGUGGGAAACAAAAUCGUGGCAAGAGAGAGCAUCAAACCAUACCGCAAGGACGUUCUAGCGAAACUUCAUGCCAGUGAUGUUACGCGUCGCCGCAAACUUUUGGAGAAGCAGAAGGAAGGGAGGAAGAAACUUCAGGCAGUGGGAAAUGUGGUCAUCGAACACAAGGCGUUCCAGGCCUUUCUGUCCAAAUAA
Molecule: messenger RNA, 1992 nt
Organism: Ophidiomyces ophidiicola
Lineage: Eukaryota; Fungi; Ascomycota; Eurotiomycetes; Onygenales; Onygenaceae
Gene: GUF1
Product: Translation factor guf1 mitochondrial
Exons: 2
Coding region: 1-1992 (663 amino acids)
Biological process (GO): positive regulation of translation
Cellular component (GO): mitochondrion
Molecular function (GO): GTP binding; GTPase activity; mitochondrial ribosome binding
Source: RefSeq, a predicted model, not a curated record